GGUCUCAGCCUCCACUCACCCCCAUUUCCCCCCAGACCUACGGCAGUGGGAUGCGCCCCCCCCCCAGCUCGCUGGCCGGCCCCGGCAUGCCCACCAUGAACAUGGGUCCCGGUGGCCGCGGGCCGUGGCCAAACCCCAAUGCCAACUCUAUCGCCUACUCCUCCUCAUCCCCCGGGAACUACGUGGGUCCUCCCGGUGGCGGCGGCCCCCCCGGCACCCCCAUCAUGCCCAGCCCCGGUGACUCCACCAACUCCAGUGAGAACAUGUACACCAUGAUGAACCCCAUCGGGCCGGCGGGGACCCGGCCAAAUUUCCCAAUGGGGCCGGGGCCGGAGGGGCCCAUGAGCGGGAUGAGCGCAAUGGAGCCCCAUCACAUGAACGGAUCCUUAGGUGGGUGCCCCCCCCCAGCCCCAAAUCCAU
This is a messenger RNA of Phasianus colchicus (ring-necked pheasant), 420 nucleotides long. NCBI's taxonomy places the organism in Eukaryota, Metazoa, Chordata, Aves, Galliformes, Phasianidae. The record is from RefSeq and is a predicted model, not a curated record.